Populus euphratica (Euphrates poplar) is the source of this 2856-nucleotide messenger RNA. Its product is annotated as wall-associated receptor kinase 2-like. The coding region runs from base 1 to 2712 and encodes 903 amino acids. Gene Ontology annotation, biological process: protein phosphorylation; cell surface receptor signaling pathway. Gene Ontology annotation, cellular component: plasma membrane. NCBI's taxonomy places the organism in Eukaryota, Viridiplantae, Streptophyta, Magnoliopsida, Malpighiales, Salicaceae. The record is from RefSeq and is a predicted model, not a curated record. The transcript has 8 exons. Gene Ontology annotation, molecular function: protein serine/threonine kinase activity; calcium ion binding; ATP binding.
AUGAAGGAGCAUUUCUUUCUAGAUUGCAGUUCAAAUGAUGGUGAUGCUGAACUUUGGUUUGGACGUAACAUGCCUGCUUGCGAUUCUAUCGCACUUGGAUCGGGCCCUUUCAUGUUCUCAAACUUCAGAAACAUGUUGACAGCUAUUGGUUGUGAUACUGAGGUCAUGGAGACAGAAGCUGAGGUGACAGUUGGUUGCUGCCUGUCUCUUAUUUGCACUGAAAAUAUUGCCUGGCAGCUCACUCUCAUAGCAGAUGGAAAACAUACAUCAGUUGUUGGGAUUGAAAUUGAAUGUGUGGUUAAGAAUGAGAGGCGCGAACAGGCUAAAGCUAGUACUAGUGCAUAUACUUGUGGCAGUAAUACAGGCUGCACUCAUUCAAACAACGUUCAAAGAUAUCUUGCUUGUACAGUGAAGGUUUCAAAGGACACCACUAUCUUCAACAAGGAUGCCAAGAUAAACUGGUUAAUGCUUUUUGGAAUUUCCGCAGUUAAUAUUUCUGCAGGUGAUAUUCACAAGAACAGCAUUUUAGCCCAUGAUUCACUUCCUGCCGGCGAUCCCAGGAUUGCUAUGUGUCAAGCGGGACAAAAUAUUGCAUCCCUGCACAAUCACAUUCCCUUCCAAAUCAAGGCCAUUCAGCUGCCUUUCAUCCAUACAUUUAUUCAAGUCCAGUUCAUUAAAAAAAAUAUUUUCAGUUCAAAUGACGGUGGUGCUGAACUGUGGUUUAGAAGCAACAUGACUGCUCGUAAAAUAUCGCUGCUGGAGGGCACAGUGACUGUAAGCAUUAGUACGGCAUAUGACUGUUAUGACAAAUUGGGGAAUGAAAAUCGCAUUUUCGAUCAGUCAAUGAAACUUGGACCAGGCCCUUUUACGUUCUCAGACACCCUAAACAUAUUCACAGCUAUCGGCUGUGAUACGGCUGCCCAGGUGACCAACGAAGAGUUUACAUAUGGAGCUGCCUGUCUAUCCCUAUGCACAAAAUAUGUGAACAUGACAGAUGCAAAUACUUGCUCAGGUUCUGGAUGCUGCCAAACCUCGAUUCCCAUGGGCCUCAAGUCACUUGAUAUUUCAUCUUAUAGUUUUUUCAACCACUCGAAUGUUUCGGAUUUCAAUCCCUGUGGAUUUGCAUUUUUAGCGGAUACGCGCUCCUUUCAUCUUUCAGAUUGGCCGCUCAGUCGCAUGGCAGAUGGAGAAGAUACAUCAGAUGUUGCGAUUGAAUGGGUAGUUAAGAAUGAGACAUGUGAACAGGCUAAAGCUAAUACAAGUGCAUAUGCUUGUGGCAUUAAUACAAACUGCACUUAUUCAGAGAAUGGUCAGGGAUAUCGUUGCGUAUGCAAUGAAGGCUUCGAAGGAAACCCCUAUCUUGAACAAGGAUGCCAAGAUAUUGAUGAGUGCAAAUAUCCAGAAAGAUACCCAUGUGAAGGUAAAUGCAAGAACACUAUUGGAAGCUACAAAUGUCAUUGUCCAUUUGGCGAGUAUGCUAAUGGUGAAAACGGUUGUCAGGGAUUUGGUGGUAUCAUAAUUAUAUCAGUAGCUGUUGGGGCAGCAGUUUUCCUAUUGAUUAUUUGUUGCCUACUCUAUGUAAUCUGCACAAAAAGAAGAAGGGACAAGAACUUCAGAAAAAAUGGGGGAAUGGUUUUGAAGCAUCAGCGAGUAAGGAUUUUCAGAGAGGCAGAGCUGGAAAAGGCAACCAACAAUUAUGUUGAAGAUCAGAAACUUGGGGAAGGUGGUUUUGGUUACGUUUACAAGGGAGUUUUAGCAGAUAAUACCCUGGUUGCUGUCAAGAAGUUUAAAGGGGUAGACAAGGAUCAGCUGAACGAAGAAUUUCAGAAAGAAAUUGGCAUUGUUUCACAGGUCAACCACAGGAAUGUGGUCAAGCUCUUGGGCUUGUGUUUGGAAACCAAAGUGCCAUUGUUAGUUUAUGAGUUCAUUUCAAAUGGAACUCUUUACAAGCACAUCCAUGAUAAAAGGUCACAGAUAUUAGCUUCCUGGAGCAAUCGUCUGAGGAUAGCAUCAGAGAUUGCCCUUGCACUUGAUUACCUGCAUUCUCUAGCAGACCCUCCAGUUAUUCAUGGAGAUGUCAAGUCAGUGAACAUACUUUUAGACUAUAACUACACGGCAAAGGUUGCAGAUUUUGGAGCUUCAGUGCUGAUUUCUUCAGGCCAAAGCUUUAUAGCCACAAAGAUACAAGGGACUUUUGGCUACCUGGAUCCAGAGUAUCUUAUGACGGGUAAUUUAACACCAAAGAGUGAUGUCUUCAGUUUUGGGGUUGUUCUCAUGGAGCUUCUCACAGGACAAAAGCCAAACUCCCAUGUCAAGUCUGGAGAAACAAGGAACAUUAUUGAAUACUUUAUCUCAGCACUGGAAAAUAAUAAUCUUUUCGGAAUUUUGGAUUUUCGGGCAGCUGAUGAAGGUGACAUGGAUGAGAUAGAAGUUGUUGCCGAGCUUGCAAUAAGAUGUGUCAACAGCAUGGGCAUAAACCGCCCGACCAUGAAGGAAGUAUCCGAUGAGCUUGCUAAGCAGAAGGCCCUUCAUGAAAGUUCUUGGUCACAGCACAAAAAUGAUGACACCAAGCAUUUGCUAAGUGAAUCGCCACGCUCUUUCUCCGAAAGUUCAAGUCCUUCCUCAAGUCAUUGUCAGAGCACUCAUAGCGUUAUAUCAUUUCAGAGUGAGAACAAUACUGACCGUUUAAACUCGCCAAUUAUCAUUUUGUGACAUUGAUCACUUGGACAACCUCGUGAUGUCUGAAUCUGAAUUGUUUUGAUAUGCAGUUCUAUUCGUAGUGUUGGAAUGCCACAUUUUAGCAAGCUGUAGCGAUAUGUGAACCAAAUAGUUUGAAUUAUUAAGUUGUAGCUUUAU